AUGGCAGUGGAGGAAUUGGCUAGAUCACAACUCUGGGAGGGUCCAAGUUUCCUGAAGGAGUCCGAGAGCAGCUGGCCAGAGAAAAAGAUAGCUGUACCAGAUCAGACCACAGAUAUUGAGAAAACCUCAACAUUUGCUGUACAGGAAGCCCAACCAGAACAAAACGAGACAAUGAUGUUCCCCCUACAUCCCAGUAGAUGGAGUGACAUGGGAAGACUAACAAGGAGAAUAGGAUUCGUGCGGCGUAUCAUGAUGUGGCUGCUAAAGCCACACUUACCCCCGGGAGCCAAGACCUGGAUAGAUGAGUUGUCCCCCGAAGAGUACAGGCAGGCUGAGGAUUGCCUUUCACGCCAAGCCCAGAAAGAUGUAUUUGGCAGAGAGCUCAAAGAUUUGAUUGAAGGAAAAAACUUACAGAAGACAAGCCCCCUGAUACCCCUGUCACCAUACCUUGAUAAGGAGAGGAGACUUCUUCGCAUCAAGUCCCGUCUUGAAAGAAUAGACUACAUCUCAGAAGAAGAAAAAUACCCCAUCAUCAUGCCAAGAAAGCAUCCAGUUUCUCAGUUGCUUGUCAAGAGAGCACAUGAUGCUGUGGGACACCCCGUAGGAAGAGAUGCUACCAUGGUCGAGUUGAGGAGGAAGUAUUGGGUGAUAUGCACUAGAGAAGCUGUCCGCUCCUGGGAAAUGAUAUGCAGUCGAUGUGUAUUGAAGAAAUCAGAACCAGCUAAUCAACAGAUGGCCCCGAUUCCUCAAUUUAGAUUCAGCCAACCAACCAGAGCCUUUGGAAAGUGUGGAAUGGACUUCGCGGGUCCAUUUCUAACCAAGCAGGGUCGAGGAAAAAUCAGAAACAAGAGAUACUUAGCUGUUUUCACCUGUCUACAGACGAGAGCUGUUCAUCUAGAACCUGUUUACCAGAUGGAUACUGACAGCUUCUUAAUGGCUUUCUCCAGAAUGACCAGCCGGCGAUCCGUCCCCGAGGAGGUGGUGACAGAUAACGGAAGUAACUUUGUUGUUGGAGAGAGGGAGCUCCGAGAGUUAGCGAAUGCCAUCGAUUGGACCAAGGUCCAACAGAAGACGAUGGGGUACCAAAAUACCAGAGGCGUUACAUGGCACUUCAACCCCCCAGGAUCUCCACACUUCGGGGGCGUCUUUGAGAUUAUGGGAAAAGCAGCAAAGCGGGCCCUCAAGAUAUCCAAUGGUAAUGCUGACAUCAACGACGAGGAGUUCCAUACAUUUGUGGUGGAUGCCGAGGGACUCCUGAACUCAAGGCCAUUGACUCCUCCCAGCUCCGAUCCCGAGGACCAGUUGCCACUAACGCCAAACCACUUCCUGCAUGGUCAGCUGGGUGGACAACUGGCUCCUCCGUCGACUGAUGAACUACGAUUCAACCCUAGAAGAAGAUGGCUAAGAAUAUAG
Molecule: messenger RNA, 1413 nt
Organism: Lineus longissimus
Lineage: Eukaryota; Metazoa; Nemertea; Pilidiophora; Heteronemertea; Lineidae
Exons: 1
Coding region: 1-1413 (470 amino acids)
Biological process (GO): DNA integration
Molecular function (GO): nucleic acid binding
Source: RefSeq, a predicted model, not a curated record